ACGUCAGUCAAUUAUUAACUCUCAACGGUGAAACAUCAUCCCUGAUCUUAAGAUUAAAUAUUUGAUUUUUGUUUUUCAACAAAUUCAACGAUGGAGGAUUGGGCUAUGAUCAUAGCAUUCGUGAUAGUGUUAUUAAGCAUUUAUUAUUACAUAACGAAAGAUUUGAAUUAUUUCGAGAAAUUAAAUUUACCAUAUGUCAAACCAUGGCCAAUAUUAGGCAACAUGGGUCCAACUAUUUUCCGUCAAAAAACAAUGGUCGAUUUGAUCGUCGAUACAUACAACAAAUAUCCUGAAGCCAAAUACAUUGGUUUUUACGAUUUGGGUACACCUGUAUUUAUGAUACGUGAUCCGGAAUUAAUAAAACAAAUUGCUGUUAAAAGUUUUGACAAUUUUCCUGAUCAUCGUGGUUUCGUUGACGAAGUACAAGAUCCAUUGUUCGGAAAGAAUUUAUUUUCAUUGCGUGGUGACAGAUGGAAAGAGGCUAGAACCAUACUGACGCCGGCAUUUACAUUGAGCAAAUUAAAAAGUAUGUUUAAACUUAUGAGCGAUUGUGGUGCCGAUUUUACAGAAUAUUUGGCUAAAAUGCCUAAGGAAAAGAGAACGAUUGAAAUGAAGGACGUUUUAACGAGAUAUACGAACGACGUAUUAGCGACAUGUGCAUUUGGCAUUAGUAUUAAUUCCAUGAAAGAUCGUGACAAUGAUUUUUACGUACUCGGUAGAGUAGCAACUAACUUCGAUGGUAUCAAAUCAUUGAAAUUUUUCUUAUUGAGAAGUUUUCCAAGGAUAACGAGUUUGUUCAAUCUUAAAUUGAUACCCGAGUACAUAGCCAAAUUUUUCGAAAAGGUUGUCAAAGAUGUGAUCGAUACUAGAGACAAACAUAACAUCGUUAGAAACGAUAUGAUACAAUUGAUGAUGGAAGCUAGAAAUAAAAAAGCUGAAAUGGGACAAGAAUUACCAUUGAUAGAGAUAGUUGCACAAGCAUUUAUUUUCUUCUUUGGUGGUUUCGAUACGGUAUCAACGGGAAUGUGUUUCACGUGUCACGAAAUUGGCGUCAAUCCUGACAUACAAAAAAGAUUGCAAAAGGAAAUAGACGAUGUUAUUGAAAAAACUAAUGGAAAUCCAACAUAUGAUUCUAUUAAUAACAUGCAAUACUUGGAUGCAGUGAUAAACGAAUCACUCAGAAGAUAUCCAAUUGCCAUUUUUCUUGACAGAGUAUCAAUCGAUGAUUACGAAUUACCACCUUCAUUACCAGACGGUAAACCCAUUUUAAUAAAAAAAGGUUCUAACAUGUGGUUCCCGGUUGCUGCAUUCCACUACGAUGAGAAAUAUUUUGACAAUCCAUACAAAUUCGAUCCAGAAAGAUUUAUCGAACGUACCAAAGAGAUUAAUAAUUCUGGUGUUUAUUUGCCAUUCGGAUUGGGACCAAGAAUGUGCAUUGGCAAUAGAUUCGCUUUGUUAGAGAUGAAAGUUUUAUUGUUUCAUCUAUUGGCUAGAUGUAAUUUAAAACCUAAUUCGAAAACAUUAAUACCAAUGCGAUUAUCCAAAAGAACGAUUAACUUAAACGCUGAAACUGGUUUUUGGAUGGAUUUGGAAGAAAGAAAUGAUAAACAUCCUGCAUUGAAAAAUUAUCAACCAUAUAGUACUAAUACCGUUAAUGAUAAUAAUUCAAAUGACAAUUGUAAAAUUAAUUCAACUGCUAAUGGUGUUAGUAAUGGUUCUUGUACGAUUAAAGCUUAAACAUGUAUUUCUUUUUUUUU
Messenger RNA from Polistes dominula (European paper wasp), 1757 nucleotides. Its product is annotated as cytochrome P450 9e2 pseudogene. NCBI's taxonomy places the organism in Eukaryota, Metazoa, Arthropoda, Insecta, Hymenoptera, Vespidae. The record is from RefSeq and is a predicted model, not a curated record.